AUGAAACCUUUUCUAGUUAUUUUCAUAUUUUUUGCUGUAGCAAACGGUAAUUUUUCUGUUAUUUUUUUCAAAAAGUUUUUUUACCUAUUCAAAUUAAUUUAGCCUAUGUUUUCGAUUGUUUGGACAAAUGUGAAUGUGAUACAAAUAAAGAAGUUAUUCAUUGUGAUGACGAAGGAAGAACUAAAUUAGUAUUUCCAAACAAUGAACGACUUCGAGGUUUUUCAGUUAUCAGCUUGAGUUUCAAUAAUAUUAUCAGACUUCCGGAUGAGAAAUCGAUUUUGGACAAAUUUCCGGAUGUUGAAAGUAAUUUUUUUUCAAAAAUCUUUAUUUUUCACGCUAAACUUUUCCAGAGAUUGAUGUUGAAAGAAAUCCUGGUUUCGAUUGCGCAUCAUUGAAAAAUUAUGAAAAAAUCGAAAUUUUAUCAGAUUGCUCUAAAAGCCUUGAGGACAUUCUGAGAGUUCCGAAGAUUUUGCGUCCAACUAGAGAAUGUGAUUUUGGUUGUCGAGUCAGAAAUGGUUUUGGGAACUUCCAAAAAUAUCUUGUGAAUCUUUGGGAGACUAUGAAGGAGAAAUAUCGAAAUUUCAACUUGAAUGUGAGGAAAAAUCGAAAUUACGAACCUUUUUUGAAAUCAGUGGAACAUAGAUACACUUAUCUGAAAAUGAAAAACUGGAUAAUUUGAUUCAUUCCUAAAAAUUUGAAGACUUUUUUUGGAAAAAAUCACUGUUUCGAGUUCUAUUUCACAAGUUAACAAAUUGGAGAACAUUUAUUUUUGAGAAAACAAAAAAUCCGGAUAUUUAUGUAGAAAAUGAUCUGUGAAAUUUUAAUAAAAAAAAACUUUUAAAUACAAUUGACUCCGAAAAUACUUGAAUGUUAUUUCCAGCAAUAUUUUCAUUCAGUAUAUUUUCACGAUUCAAAAAAGGUUCCCAGGUAUUUUUUUGGAACAAUUUUAAUUUUUCAGGACACUCUUCAACACAUUCAACAAUUUUUCACAGAUACUUUUAGCCGAUUCCGUGGAUUUUAA
Caenorhabditis angaria is the source of this 1021-nucleotide messenger RNA. Lineage: Eukaryota; Metazoa; Nematoda; Chromadorea; Rhabditida; Rhabditidae. The record is from the annotation of a GenBank genome assembly.